ACCACAGCAGCAUGAGUAUCCCAACUUAGCAUUAUUACUCAUGACAACAGUGGUUCCGCAUUUUCCAUGAAGCAGCAGUAUAUAAGAUCCCACUUCCCUACAGUCCCACAUUGUGAGACCUUGAGCAUCCAGAAGCUGAACGGCAAGAUCCAGAGUCAGUGUUUGAUUGAAGAUCCAGAGUCAGUGUUUGAUUGAAGAUCCAGAGUCAGUGUUUGAUUGAAGAUCCAGAGUCAGUGUUUGAUUGAAGAUCCAGAGUCAGUGUUUGAUUGAAGAUCCAGAGUCAGUGUUUGAUUGAAGAUCCAGAGUCAGUGUUUGAUUGAAGAUCCAGAGUCAGUAUUUGAAGAUGUGGACGACCCUCUCUGCAGCCCGCUGGGUGUUUCUGCUCUCCCUGGCAGCUGUGAUGAUCCUCUCUACGUCUGGAGUAGACUCUUUCAACCCGAUAGAUCCGACCUGUUGUUUCAAGGUCAGCAACAGCAGCAUCAAGGUCCAUAAAAUCAAAGAGUGCUACGAGCUGACUCGACAGAGGGGCUGCAGGAUCCACGCCUACCUGGUCAAAAACAAAGCGGGGAAAAAGGCGUGCAUCAAUCCAGAGGCCAGGUGGAUCGUGGACGUGAUAAAUAGGGGGAAACUGAUAUGCAACUAAUUUCAGCUCAAGCCCGGGAAGAUGUCGCGCCAUAACCUCAAACAUCUCAUCGAAGCAGCUACUGGAAGCAUACUCUGAUUUACUAUUUAUUCCUUUUACACAUAUAUCUAUUUAAACAAAUGAAGUUAUUUUUGUAUAGAGUUUUAUAUGACCCUUAAAUCUGAAUUUUGAGAUGUUGUUUUGUUAAGCUUUUCUUUAAGAGCCAAAAAUAAAUCCGACUGAAUAACGA
Molecule: messenger RNA, 872 nt
Organism: Notolabrus celidotus (New Zealand spotty)
Lineage: Eukaryota; Metazoa; Chordata; Actinopteri; Labriformes; Labridae
Product: C-C motif chemokine 26-like
Exons: 4
Coding region: 344-643 (99 amino acids)
Biological process (GO): inflammatory response; immune response; cellular response to tumor necrosis factor
Cellular component (GO): extracellular region
Molecular function (GO): chemokine activity; CCR chemokine receptor binding
Source: RefSeq, a predicted model, not a curated record